This is a messenger RNA of Sus scrofa (pig), 6238 nucleotides long. The record is from RefSeq and is a predicted model, not a curated record. NCBI's taxonomy places the organism in Eukaryota, Metazoa, Chordata, Mammalia, Artiodactyla, Suidae.
UCGGCCCGGGCAGGGCUCAAAGGCGGCGGCGGCAGUGCGUCCGCCGCCCGCUCGGACGCGCGCCCGCCCUCUCCCUUCUCGGCCGCCCCCCUCGCCCGCGCCGCCUCCCAUACCUGAGCCGGGAGCGGCGCUGCGCGGCCUCCUCCCCCGCCCGCCCGGUCGCCACUCCUGCCCGGCCGCCGCUGCGCCGCCACUGCCGCGGGAGUAAAGGUCGCGCCGGCAGAGAGCGAGCCGGCUGCGGCGCCUCCAGGAAGCCGGCGGGGCAGGUUGGAGAAAAGGGGAAAGAACCGAGAAACUCUCGAACAGCCCAGGAAGAUGGCGCCAGGAGGGCCGGCCAUGGACUGAGAGCCGCUGGGGCCGCGAAGAGCCGGACCCGCCCCCCAUUGGGGCACGAGCGAGGGCAGCCCGCCAGGCACCGAGCUCGAGCCCGGGCCCGGCCCGGCCUGCGGGGUCAUGUCGGUCAGUGAGCUCUACAGCCAGUACACAAGAGUCUGGAUCCCUGACCCAGAUGAAGUGUGGCGCUCCGCUGAAUUAACCAAGGACUACAAGGAGGGUGAGAAGAGCCUCCAGCUCAGACUGGAAGAUGAAACUAUUCAGGAGUACCCCAUUGACGUCCAAAAGAACCAGCUUCCCUUCCUGCGGAAUCCAGAUAUCCUGGUGGGAGAAAAUGACCUAACUGCCUUGAGCUAUCUACACGAGCCUGCAGUUUUGCACAAUUUAAAGGUCCGUUUCCUGGAGUCCAACCAUAUCUACACUUACUGUGGUAUCGUGCUUGUUGCCAUUAAUCCUUAUGAACAGUUGCCAAUCUAUGGUCAAGAUGUCAUCUAUGCCUACAGUGGCCAGAACAUGGGGGACAUGGACCCUCACAUCUUUGCUGUGGCAGAGGAAGCCUACAAGCAGAUGGCCAGGGACGAGAAGAACCAGUCCAUCAUAGUCAGUGGGGAGUCUGGAGCUGGCAAGACCGUGUCAGCCAAGUAUGCCAUGCGCUAUUUUGCCACCGUGAGUGGCUCCGCCAGUGACACCAACAUCGAAGAGAAGGUGCUGGCAUCCAGUCCCAUCAUGGAGGCCAUUGGAAAUGCUAAAACCACACGCAAUGACAACAGCAGCCGUUUUGGAAAGUACAUUCAGAUUGGCUUUGACAAGAGGUACCACAUCAUUGGGGCCAACAUGAGGACGUACCUGUUGGAGAAGUCCAGAGUGGUCUUUCAGGCAGAUGAUGAGAGGAAUUACCACAUCUUUUACCAGCUCUGUGCUGCUGCCAGUCUCCCAGAAUUUAAAGAGCUUGCACUAACCUGUGCAGAGGACUUCUUCUAUGCGUCACAAGGAGGAGACACGUCCAUCGAGGGUGUGGAUGAUGCUGAGGACUUUGAGAAGACUCGACAAGCCUUCACUCUCCUUGGAGUGAGAGAGUCCCAUCAGAUAAGCAUUUUUAAGAUAAUUGCUUCCAUCCUACACCUUGGAAAUGUGGAGAUUCAGGCCGAGCGUGAUGGUGAAUCCUGUAGUAUAUCACCCGGGGAUGAGCACCUAAGCAACUUCUGCAGACUGCUUGGGGUGGAGCACGGCCAGAUGGAGCACUGGCUGUGCCAUCGCAAGCUGGUCACCACCUCAGAGACCUACGUCAAGACCAUGUCCCUGCAGCAGGUGGUCAACGCGCGAAACGCACUGGCCAAGCACAUCUACGCCCAGCUGUUCGGCUGGAUCGUGGAGCACAUCAACAAAGCCCUGCACACCAGCCUCAAGCAGCAUUCCUUCAUCGGAGUCCUGGACAUCUACGGGUUCGAAACAUUUGAGGUGAACAGCUUUGAGCAGUUUUGUAUCAAUUAUGCAAACGAGAAGCUCCAACAGCAGUUCAACUCGCAUGUAUUCAAGCUGGAGCAAGAGGAGUACAUGAAGGAGCAGAUCCCUUGGACCUUGAUUGAUUUUUAUGAUAAUCAACCCUGUAUCGACCUCAUAGAGGCUAAGCUGGGCAUCUUGGACCUGUUGGAUGAAGAAUGUAAGGUCCCCAAAGGAACUGACCAGAACUGGGCUCAGAAGCUCUAUGACCGACACUCAGGCAGCCAACACUUCCAGAAACCCCGCAUGUCCAACACGGCCUUCAUCGUCGUCCACUUUGCAGAUAAGGUGGAGUACCUUUCAGAUGGUUUUCUGGAGAAAAACAGAGACACAGUGUACGAAGAGCAGAUCAACAUCCUGAAGGCCAGCAAGUUCCCACUCGUGGCUGACUUGUUCCAUGAUGACAAAGACUCUGUUCCUGCCACCGCCUCAUCAUCAAAGAUCAGUGUUCGUUCAGCCAGACCCCCCUUGAAAACCUCUAACAAGGAGCACAAGAAGACCGUGGGCCACCAGUUCCGCACCUCCCUGCACCUGCUCAUGGAGACCCUGAACGCCACGACACCUCACUACGUCCGCUGCAUCAAGCCCAACGAUGAGAAGCUCCCCUUCCACUUCGACCCAAAGAGAGCUGUGCAGCAGCUCCGAGCGUGUGGGGUGCUGGAAACCAUUCGCAUCAGCGCAGCCGGCUACCCGUCCAGGUGGGCCUACCAUGACUUCUUCAACCGGUAUCGGGUGCUAAUCAAGAAGAGAGAGCUCGCUAACACAGACAAGAAGGCCAUCUGCAGGUCUGUGCUGGAGAGCCUCAUCAAGGAUCCUGACAAGUUCCAGUUUGGCCGCACCAAGAUCUUCUUCCGGGCGGGCCAGGUGGCCUACCUGGAGAAGCUUCGGGCUGACAAGUUCCGGGCAGCCACCAUCAUGAUCCAGAAAACCGUCCGGGGCUGGCUGCAGAAGGUGAAGUACCGCAGGUUGAAGGGGGCUACCUUAACCCUGCAGAGGUACUGCCGAGGACUCCUGGCCCGCAGGCUGGCUGAGCACCUGCGGAGAACCCGGGCGGCCGUGGUGCUCCAGAAGCAGUACCGCAUGCAGAGGGCCCGCCAAGCCUACCAGAUGGUCCGCAGGGCUACUGUCGUCAUCCAGGCCUUCGCUCGGGGCAUGUUUGUGCGGAGAAUCUAUCACCAGGUCCUUAGGGAGCACAAGGCCACCAUCAUCCAGAAGCAUGUGCGGGGCUGGAUGGCUCGCAGGCACUUCCAUCGGCUGCGGGGUGCGGCCAUUGUCAUCCAGUGUGGCUUCCGGAGGCUCAAGGCCAAGCAGGAGCUGAAAGCCCUGAAGAUAGAGGCCCGCUCAGCAGAGCACCUGAAACGCCUCAACGUGGGCAUGGAGAACAAGGUGGUCCAGCUGCAGCGCAAGAUCGACGACCAGAACAAAGAGUUCAAGACACUGUCGGAGCAGCUGUCAGCAGUCACCUCCACACACGCCAUGGAGGUGGAGAAGCUGAAGAAGGAGCUGGCCCACUACCAGCAGAGCCAGGGUGAGGACAGCAGCCCGCAGCUGCAGGAAGAGGUCGAGAGCCUGCGGAUGGAGCUGCAGAGGGCCCACUCGGAGCGCAAGGUCCUGGAGGACACCCACACCCGGGAGAAGGAUGAGCUGAGAAAGCGAGUUGCAGACCUGGAGCAAGAAAAUGCUCUGUUGAAAGAUGAGAAAGAACAGCUUAACAACCAAAUCCUGUGCCAAUCCAAAGACGACUUUGCCCAGAACUCAGUCAAGGAAAACCUCCUGAUGAAGAAGGAGCUGGAGGAGGAGCGCUCCCGGUACCAGAACCUGGUGAAGGAGUAUUCCCGGCUGGAGCAAAGAUAUGACAACCUGCGGGAUGAGAUGACCCUUGUCAAGCAAACCCCAGGCCACAGGCGGAACCCAUCAAACCAAAGCAGCUUAGAGUCUGACUCUAAUUACCCCUCCAUCUCCACAUCUGAGGUCGGAGACACAGAGGAUGCCCUCCAACAGGUAGAGGAAAUCGGCCUGGAGAAGGCAGCCAUGGACAUGACAGUCUUCCUGAAGCUGCAGAAGAGAGUGAGGGAGCUUGAGCAGGAGAGGAGGAAGCUGCAGGUACAGUUGGAGAAGAGAGAACAGCAGGACGGCAAGAGAGUCCCGGCGGAACAACCAAAGAAUGACUUAGAUCUGGACCAGGAUGCAGAUCUAGCCUACAAUAGCCUGAAGAGGCAGGAGCUGGAGUCGGAGAACAAGAAGCUGAAGAAUGAGCUGAAUGAACUGAGGAAAGCCGUGGCCGACCAAGCCUCAGCGCACACAGCCGCCCACGGCGCCCCAGAUGGCUAUAGCCUCCUGCUGAACCAGCUGAAGCUGGCCCACGAGGAGCUGGAGGUGCGCAAGGAGGAGGUGCUCAUCCUGAGGACCCAGAUCGUGAGUGCGGACCAGCGCCGCCUGGCGUCCAAGAGCUCGGAGCCGAACAUCAAUGCCAGAACAAGCUGGCCUAACAGCGAAAAGCAUGUGGAUCAGGAAGAUGCUAUCGAGGCCUAUCACGGGGUCUGCCAGACUAACAGCCCCUUUCUCAUGGUUGAGGAAAUGGAGCUGUGCAGGCUCACGGAGUCAGGGUGGCCUCCAGAAGGACUGACUCCCAGGACCGGCUGCCUCCAGCGCACUGCAGAGGUGAUCCGAAGGUUGCUGGAGGCCCAGCUGCAGGCCCAGAGCCGUGAGCAUGAGGAGGAGGUGGAGGGUCUCAAGGCCCAGGUGGAGGCCCUGAAGGAGGAGCUGGACAAGCAGCAGCAGACCUUUUGCCAGACGCUGCUGCUCUCCCCAGAGGCACAGGUGGAGUUCGGCGUCCAGCAGGAGAUAUCCCGGCUGACUAACGAGAACCUGGACCUUAAAGAACUGGUGGAAAAGCUGGAAAAGAAUGAGAAGAAGCUCAAAAAGCAAUUAAAGAUUUACAUGAAGAAAGUCCAGGACCUGGAAGCUGCCCAGGCACUGGCGCAGAGUGAGAAGAGGCGCCACGAGCUCAACAGGCAGGUCACCGUGCAGCGGAAAGAGAAGGACUUCCAGGGCAUGUUGGAGUACCACAAGGAGGACGAGGCCCUGCUCGUUCGGAAUCUGGUGACAGAGCUGAAGCCCCAGGCCCUGGCGGGCACAGUGCCCUGCCUCCCAGCCUACAUCCUCUACAUGUGUAUCAGGCACGCGGACUACGUGAACGAUGACCUCAAGGUGCACUCCCUGCUGACCUCCACCAUCAACGGCAUCAAGAAAGUCCUCAAGAAGCACAAUGAUGACUUUGAGAUGACGUCAUUCUGGUUAUCCAAUACCUGCCGCCUCCUGCAUUGCUUGAAGCAGUACAGCGGCGAUGAGGGCUUCAUGACUCAGAACACCGCCAAGCAGAACGAGCACUGCCUUAAGAACUUUGACCUCACUGAAUACCGCCAGGUGCUGAGCGACCUUUCCAUUCAGAUCUACCAGCAGCUCAUUAAAAUCGCUGAGGGCCUGUUGCAGCCCAUGAUAGUGUCUGCCAUGUUGGAGAAUGAAAGCAUUCAGGGUCUAUCCGGUGUGAAGCCAACGGGCUACCGGAAGCGCUCCUCCAGCAUGGCGGACGGGGAUAGCUCGUACUGCCUGGAAGCCAUCAUCCGCCAGAUGAAUUCCUUUCACACAAUCAUGUGUGACCAGGGCCUGGACCCUGAGAUCAUCCUGCAGGUGUUCAAACAGCUCUUCUACAUGAUCAACGCAGUGACUCUCAACAACCUGCUUCUGCGGAAGGACGUCUGCUCGUGGAGCACAGGCAUGCAGCUCAGGUACAACAUAAGUCAGCUGGAGGAGUGGCUUCGAGGAAGAAACCUGCACCAGAGCGGAGCUGUUCAGACCAUGGAACCUCUGAUCCAGGCAGCCCAGCUCCUGCAGUUAAAGAAGAAAACCCCUGAGGACGCCGAGGCCAUCUGCUCCCUGUGCACUGCCCUCAGCACCCAGCAGAUUGUCAAAAUUUUGAACCUUUAUACUCCUCUGAAUGAAUUCGAAGAACGGGUAACAGUGGCCUUUAUACGAACAAUCCAGGCACAACUGCAAGAGCGGAAUGAUCCUCAGCAACUGCUGUUAGACUUCAAGCACAUGUUUCCAGUUUUGUUCCCAUUUAAUCCAUCUUCUCUGACCAUGGACUCCAUCCACAUCCCAGCGUGUCUCAACCUGGAGUUCCUCAAUGAAGUCUGAAAAAUGCACAUUUCCAGCUUUGGCUUGAUUGCCAAUGAGAGCAUGAAGGAAGGAUAGAGUAAAGUGAAUUUAAGGAUCUGUUAAAUCUAUAAAAGUAGAUCAAAUCAGAGGUUGAGCGCUUUGUGCAGAGUGAGCUAUACAGAAUAAGACACAUCUGUCCUUAUAUUUUGUAUCUACCGCUCAGAAUAAAAACACUUGAAAUAUGGAA